UUGGCUGUAUCGCAGGCAGUGCUUUUACAUGAGGAAAUUUCUAUAUACAUUCGCGGUGAUAGUUGUUUACUAAAGUAUAGUUAUUGUAUAUUACACAAGUUUAAAAAACAUGACAAAAGAGAAAAUGUUCGAAUCGACUUCAGAGGAGGCGACUUCCCUGUCAUAUCCACCGCAUUGUGUUAAAACUUCUAUCCCAUUUUUUGAAUAUCCUCCCGCGACAUCCAAUUUUUUUCGCAUAGGUCGUCCAUCCAUUUCGGCACCGCAUUCACGUUCCUGUUCCAUGAGAAAGGUCAAACAUGACCAAAAUACAUACCACAUGGACAGAAACAGACGAAACAGUCUUCCACUGGACUACACGGAUGUUGAUUGCACCUACUUUUCUUCUGAAAUUCAGUCUUCACGUGUGAAUUCCCAUGAGUCCUUUCAACGUGUGAGAUCAUUCAAAAUGACAUCAAAAGGUUUGAUAAACCAUGGUGACUCGGUAAGAAAUAAAAACAGAUCCACAAGUGCUUCAAGAAGUAGUUCUUUGAAAGAAAACAGAAGACAGAGAAUGGCGAGCAAUGACUCGUGUGACACCUGCAGUUCUGUUUCCAGUUGUUCCAGUGGUUACUAUCGUGUUGUUAUUCUAGGAACCCAUAGUGUAGGCAAAACAGCCAUUAUGAACCAGUUCAUGACUUCAGAAUAUACGGGUGGACUGGACCUUGGACCAGAAGAAAACAGCAACUCAAUGAAUGUAUCAGUAUUACUUGAUGGCGAAGAGUCGUCUCUGGAAUUUAUGGAUUCCACUGUUGAUCAGGACAUUGUCUGCGAAAGUUUCUUCGAUGCCUUUGUCUUUGUGUUCUCUGUGGACGAUGUUACUUCAUUUGAGAGGGUUAAUAAUACAAUGUACCACUUACGCCACAACCUGGGUUCUGAUCGGCCCUUCAUCCUUGUUGCCAAUAAAAUCGACCUCGUGCGAAACAGAAAAGUCACCCCAGCAGAGGUCAGAAAAGUUGCCAAUCGACAUGAUGCUAAAUACAUCGAGACAUCUGUUACACUGCACCAUCACGUGGACGAACUUUUAGUAGGAAUUCUACGUCAGAUUCGAAUCAAAUUGAACAUUAUAUUACCUGAAUCUACACAGACGAAGAACAAGCGAGGACCCAAAGGACUUUUGAAAAAACUAUUUCGAAUUAACAGAAAAGGCGUGGAACCCGAAGAGAAUGUCUUCGAUUAAUAAAACUAAAUUAGCAAUAUUCACCACAAAGUAAUCGCAGUAUUCAUCGUUGGACAUCUUAAUCUUCGUUUGACAUUUUUUUUAUAGUUCUCAAAAUUAUCUUAAUUCAUUACUGUAAAUUCCACAACAACAGAUAACAUAACGGGAUACAUAUGUAAUAUAAAAACUUACAGUAGUAAGUGUUCGUGUAGCUAGGGAAAAUGAUCAGCCCUUUCACGAUCCUUCAAUUAUAAAAGUCAUUGACAUGCCAUUAACCAUAAUUUUUCUCUUUUUUCAUCAAAAGUCCACACAUUUUCACGUCGUUUUUGUUAUGCUUUCGCUUUGCACACAUUUAUAAAUAUCAUCGAACGUAUAUUGUGAAUACCAUUCCAAUCAUCUACAUAAAUACAAAAUACUGUUACAAUGUAUAUUUUGUAUAAUGAACGGUUCGACAAUCAUUUUAAUUGUGAUAAAUG
Molecule: messenger RNA, 1671 nt
Organism: Saccostrea echinata
Lineage: Eukaryota; Metazoa; Mollusca; Bivalvia; Ostreida; Ostreidae
Product: GTP-binding protein RAD-like
Exons: 4
Coding region: 110-1216 (368 amino acids)
Cellular component (GO): plasma membrane
Molecular function (GO): GTP binding; GTPase activity; calcium channel regulator activity
Source: RefSeq, a predicted model, not a curated record